AUGGCGCACGCCGACACCAUCGAACACGCGGGCGUUGUGCCCGUCAAACGCAUCUGGUACCGAACGACCAUAUUCAAUGCCUGCGUCAUUGGUGUUGUUGGAUUCCUUGCCCCGGGCAUGUGGAAUGCCAUGAACUCGUUGGGAGCUGGAGGAGAGGAGAAGCCGUUCCUAGUGAACGCCGCUAACGCAUUGGUAUUUGCGCUGAUGGGUAUAUUUUGUUUGUUGGGAGGCCCGAUCGCAAACCGUAUCGGCAUCAAAUGGGCCCUGGUUAUUGGUGCGAUCGGUUAUCCCCUGUACUCUGCAGGCUUGUACACCAAUGACCGAUUUGGCAACGUUUGGUUCGUUUUGGUGGGCUCCGCGGCAUGUGGUAUCUCCGCAGGCUUGUACUGGGCCACGGAGGGUGCUAUCGCGAUCGGAUACCCGGAGCCUGGGAAGCGUGCUCGGUACCUCAAUAUUUGGGUUGUUUUCUCGAUGAUGGGACCCAUUGUUGGAAAUUCGAUCGUUUUGGGAUUGAAUAUGCAGACCGAUGGUGAGGGAAGUGUUGGAUACACAACUUACAUUGUCUUUAUUACACUGCAGUGUCUGGCUGUUCCGAUCGCUUGUCUUCUAUCGCCGCCAGAGAAAGUGCAGCGUUCUGAUGGAUCUGCCAUCAUCCUCCGCCCGGGCGCGACUUGGAAAGAAGAAUUCCAGUCGCUGUGGCGCACCUGCAAGGAGUGCAGGGUGAUUCUGCUUUUGCCCAUCUUUUGGGCGAUUUACUUCAAUGAAUACUCAGGCAACUUUGAGACAUAUUAUUUCAGUGUCCGUGCACGUGCCCUGAUUGCCUUCUUGGGUGAUUGGGUCUGCAUCUUUGCGUCACAGGGCCUCUCACUAUGGCUGGAUUGGAAGAAGUUUGAUCGCAAAACCCGCAUCACCUAUGGAUGGUACUGGGUUAUGGUGGUCCACGUCACCACCUGGAUUUAUGCAUGGGUUGUGCAGUCAGAAUAUACUGCCAACCCGCCAACGCUUGACAUUUAUACCCCCGGUUUUACCAAGGGUGCUUUCACCCUUUUCCUCUGGCAGUUCGCCCAACAGACGGGUAUCAACUGGUUGUAUUAUACGGUCGGUGAAAUGACUGACAACUUGUCUGAGCUGACCCGGUUGACGGGUAUCCUGCGUGGACAAAUGAGCUUCGGCGAGGCUGUUUCAUACGGUCUCAAUACCCACGAUUGGUAUGGUGGCCGUGCCCCAAUGGCUGUCAACACAAUCCUUCUAGGUCUUUGCGUGGUUCCCACAUGGAUUGUCGUCCACAAAUAUAUCCCCAACGAUGAGGCUGAGAGCUCCAUCGAUUCAUCUGACGAGCAGAUUGAAAAAGAAGUGAUUAUCAACGACAAGGAGAAGAUAUCCACUGAUGUCGCUCAAACAUAA
Penicillium verhagenii is the source of this 1404-nucleotide messenger RNA. Its product is annotated as DUF895 domain membrane protein. The record is from RefSeq and is a predicted model, not a curated record. The transcript has 2 exons. NCBI's taxonomy places the organism in Eukaryota, Fungi, Ascomycota, Eurotiomycetes, Eurotiales, Aspergillaceae. The coding region runs from base 1 to 1404 and encodes 467 amino acids.